Molecule: messenger RNA, 951 nt
Organism: Exophiala bonariae
Lineage: Eukaryota; Fungi; Ascomycota; Eurotiomycetes; Chaetothyriales; Herpotrichiellaceae
Exons: 1
Coding region: 1-951 (316 amino acids)
Source: RefSeq, a predicted model, not a curated record
AUGACUGGAUACGGUGAUAAGGGCCUCUGGAAGGCGGUACAAAGUUUCUUGCCCGAACGUCUUCAUUUCACCGCGGAACAUCACCCAGAAGACGACUGGUGGGAGCACCGUGGCCAUGUCAUCCAUCUUGAUCGCUGGCCCAAUGCCCAAGCGAAAGUGCGACUGAUACUCUUUCAUGGUGUCGGAACCAAUGGUCGGCAAAUGUCCAUGAUCCUGGGAAGACCUUUGCAUGAAGCCGGGUUUGAAUUGGUCGCCAUUGACAUGCCGGGAUAUGGGCGGACCAAAAUCAAUCCAGCUUCAGUCCACACCUACGAUGAUUGGGUGAAUAUCGGAAAUGACUUUGUCAAUCACGAGCUGGAAAAUGAUCCACGUCCGAUUGCUCUAUAUGGUUUGAGUGCGGGCGGUAUGGAAGCUUACCAUGUGGCCGCGCUCAAUGGGAAGGUCAAAGGGGUUGUGGGCAUGACAUUUAUCGAGAUGCGCAACUGGAAAGUGCGCGAUCAGGUUUCUCGGAACUUGUUCAUGAGCCGUGUAGGCAUGCCGGUGGCUCAAAUCCAGAAGAACAUUCCUCUGCUGCGAAAUCAACCAAUGCCCAUGUGGUUAGCAAGCAAAAUGAACAAGCUUGUCAACGAUGAGGAUGCCCUCAACAUCAUGAUGCUGGACGCAUCGUCCGCCAGUCGGUGGAACACGAUGCGGUUUCUGGGGACCCAUGCCUCAUACAAGCCAGCAUUGGAGCCAGAAGCAUUCGAUAUCUGCCCGAUCCUUCUCACACAGCCUGCAGAAGAUACGUGGACACCUCGCUGGGUCAGUGAGAUGUUUCUGUCGAGGAUCAAGAAGGUCAAGGUGAAAAUUGUUGAGCUUGAGCAAGCCGGGCACUACCCCUUGGAGGACCCUGGAUUACAGCAAAUGGCGGAUGCGAUUAUCAAGUUUCUCAAUGAUCUGGAGCCUUGCUGA